UUUGUGAAACACAAUACUCACACUUUUUUCUCAGCCUCUCUCUUUAACACAUUCCAUUCCACACACACACAACACAGUGUCUCUUGACUCAGUUCGUUAGCCGCAUUUCAUACCAUAAACAAACCCUUUCUCUGCCUCCUCCGUCGACUCACCAUGUCCACCGUCGACUACCACGGCGCCACCGUGCUCCCCUAGACUUCCGCCGUUACCCCAGGUUGUUCCUGGGAACAUUUUGUUUUGUUCUGUUGUUUUAACUCUUGAAAUGAAACCGCAAAGCAAUGGGGUGUCUAGGGUUCAUAAGGCAAAUAAUAUUCAAGUUGAAGGGCCUAACUGGAUGCUCAUUGCUGCUGGUGCUUUGUUGAGUACGUUGUCGGUUCGCCUUGGUUACAAAUUGAAGCAGGCACUUGACUCCAAGCCCAAGCAGAAUGCAACUACUGUUCAGAAAGGCAAUGUAAAAUCCUUCAAUGCCAGGAAAUCUGCAGAUUGCUAUAUGCAGCCCAAUGGAUUUUCCCAAACACAAGAUAAUCACGGGUGCUACAGUUUCAAUGCAGGAACUGGAGGUGCUAUGGAGCUGAAGUGCCCACCAAAUGGCCAGACGCUGAGCGAAUUUGAUGGGGCCCUCCCUUUGGUGACUGUUCCUGCUGCUGAAUUUAGCAAGGAAAAUGUUGUCUGGGCAUGUUCUCCUGACCGUCUUGAAUUGCCUUCAAAGCCAUUCCACCAUUCAAACUGCUCAGAUUCACCAUGUGUAUCUGAAUCUGGUUCUGAUAUUUUUAGUAAGCGGGAAGUCAUACAGAAAUUGCGGCAACAAUUGAAGAGAAGGGAUGAUAUGAUACUGGAAAUGCAAGAUCAAAUAUCUGAAUUGCGAAAUUCACUCAAUGGUCAGAUGGGGCUUUCUUCUCAUUUGCAAUUGCAGCUAGAUGCUGCAAAUAGGGACUUAUUUGAUGCUGAGAGAGAGAUCCAACGGCUAAGGAAAGCGAUUGCAGAUCAUUGUGUUGGACAGGUUCCCAUUGACAAAUCUUCCACGGUCACAAAUUGGUCUUCUGAGACUAGAAAUGGCCAUUCAAAUGGGCAUCUUGAUGGGGAGAAUAAUUUAGAGCCCCCCGAAAAAGUGAGGGAUGGUGAGGAGAGAGUUGAAAUGCUGAAAAGGCAAGUGGGAGAGUUGAAAGAGGUGAUAGAAGGAAAAGAAUACUUGCUUCAGAGCUACAAAGAGCAAAAGACAGAACUCUCUCUGAAGAUCAGAGAAUUGCAGCAGAGAUUGGAUUCUCAGCUGCCUAAUAUUUUGUAGAAGAUGUCAAGUUUGUGAAUACUUUGCUUCUUCACUUUUGACAAUUCUUCACUUCCUCAUUCUUUAUUUUCUCACUGUAAUUAGCUCAACUUUGAUUGUUUGGUAUCAUAUUUUGAGUUUUUGAAA
Messenger RNA from Lotus japonicus, 1411 nucleotides. RefSeq lists its product as uncharacterized. The transcript has 4 exons. The coding region runs from base 263 to 1285 and encodes 340 amino acids. NCBI's taxonomy places the organism in Eukaryota, Viridiplantae, Streptophyta, Magnoliopsida, Fabales, Fabaceae. The record is from RefSeq and is a predicted model, not a curated record.